Molecule: messenger RNA, 726 nt
Organism: Penicillium soppii
Lineage: Eukaryota; Fungi; Ascomycota; Eurotiomycetes; Eurotiales; Aspergillaceae
Exons: 2
Coding region: 1-726 (241 amino acids)
Source: RefSeq, a predicted model, not a curated record
AUGGCCCUAACCAUCGCGGAAUCAACCACCGUCCCAAUUCCGCCUAAAAGCCCAGUACCAAGCCUCACCCAUCUCCACCAUCACAGCACAAUAACUACAGAAUUCGACCCACUGCGCUUUGAAGCAGCAGCCUCACUCCAACUUCAACCAAACGUCAACAAAGAGCCAUCAACCCACCUAAUCGCCUCCCCAUACAAUCACCCAGCUCAUCUCCUCGACAUAUCAGGCCUAGAAAGACAAGACCGCCUCUUUUCAUUGGCGCUAUCUUACCUCAAACCAAUACGCAACGAUUAUGCCACAGCGCCAUACACAGAAUCCUUCAACUGGACUGAAGUCUUCGGUUUGGUGAAAGCGUUUUCGGAGACCGAAGAACAUAACUGGACAGCUGGAUCGUACUAUGUUGUUAUCUUUCGAUCGAUUCUGUUACCGGAUAUCGAUAAUGAUCGCCUCUAUGCGCUUGAUGCGCAUUCUCACCGUGAAGCCAUUGCUAGUGGGGGAUUGCUGAAAUAUUGGUUCGGUGCGAAAAAUGAAAAUAGGAGGAAUUUGGCGACUUGCAUCUGGCGCUCCAGGAAUGAUGCUAGACUUGGUGGGAAAGGACCUUGGCAUGCUCAGGCUAGAGCUGCGGCUGCGGUCAUGUACGAGGAGAUUAAAUUCACGACGUUAAGGUUGGAUAUUCAUGAUGGAGUCAAGGGGUGGGAAUUGAGUGAUUGGAAAGAUGAUGCAUAG